GUUUUUUAUUGUCACCAUUUCAGUUGCAUAAGUGAUUCGAUCUGAAGCUGAUCGCUCGAGGCAUGGAAAAUUCAACGGCCGGUAAAUCAGUCGCACAAGGACCCCCUGCAGUCGGUAGCAACAUUGUGCUUAUUUACACAUGUACAACACGGCGUAUACGUAUUUUAACGUACGACAGCCGGCCACAAUUAAUCUUGCCAAGUGUUUUUAUGCCUCUGCCUUGAGAGCGGAGAACUGAAAUGGAAAGAAGUGCAAAAAACAGGUCUCUUAAAUGGACCAACAUCAUGCGGCUGGGUUAUAAUUGAAUUUUCAUAACCAUUAACCAACGCCGACUCGGUCAUUAUUUAAAUGUAAUGACGCUUUAUUAUUACCUCGGAAAUCGAAAGCAAAUGAUUGCGACUUUAUAAAUAUAAAUCAAAUUAGAAAAGCUUCUUGGCCGCCACCACAUGUUGCACGGCCAUUUGUCCAACGUGUGACCAAAAGCUAGGACAGGACGAAUGCCUAACAUUCUAGCAUUUAUGCCCAAACAAAAGAGUCCACUAAAAGGACAUUUAGGAAAGUGGAGGCUAUUUAAGAGGUUUCAUCAAAAACAAAUUUAUGUGAGAAUCGGGUGUUGCCUCUGUGCAUUUUAGGGAGAUUUUACUCAGAGCUAUAAAACUUAAAAAUGUAUUUAUAAAGUGAACAGAGCGCAACUCACCAAAUGAGGAAUUCCAAAAGUCUUUUCUUAGAGCUGAGAAAAAGACUCCUCCCGAGAACGCGAUUUCGUGUUCGCUGAGGCUCCAGGCUAUAUGCCCUGGCCGGGAAUUCUGACAAGAAAAGACCUUCGCGCAGGAAUGGUGAAGUUUAUGUGUACAAAUAAAAGGAGGACCAUUCCCUAUCAGUGAAUCUGGAUGUACGACGAUCGCAGCAAGGAACAAUUUAUCACAAGCCAGAAUAUGGAGUACGAGGAAUUUCGCGAAGCGAUUUGCAUUGCUGAGAAGCUUCGGUCUGGCAACGUGGAUGUUAACUCUGAGGGCGCCGGCUGGCAGCUGGCCUCACCAAAAGAGGUACUGCCGCCGCCCUUAAUAAAUCCUCCAUUGAAGUCGAAUGAAGCUGACUGGAAACUCAACUAUUUGCGACAGGUGCGAAUGGAGCGCGAGUCCUUGGGCAUAGAGGUGAAAUUUAUCCAUGAGAUUAAUAUACUGCGCCACAGCUUGACGCUUAGAAAACAGGAUUACCCAUCUGCCCUAUGGGCCUUUCAUCAGCUGGAGGAUCUGGUCCUUAGCGAACUGCUGCUUGUGCGCAACUUUGGAGCCGUAGAAGCGGUCCGUCAUUUAUGCCGCUUUGCAUCCGCACAACCCCAAGAAAGGGGGGACAAGGUGAAGAACCUAGCAAACCAAUUGAUGGACCGUUUCGCGUUGCAUUUUAAGCUUCCUUCUACCAGUCCCGAUUUCUGGUCCGAAUACUGCUUGCUUCUACUGAAGCUACACUGUGAAAAUUAAACAUAGUGAUAUCGCAAUAGAACCAAAAUAGAAAGCCAAAUUCAAGAAUAACAAAA
This is a messenger RNA of Drosophila elegans, 1537 nucleotides long. RefSeq lists its product as uncharacterized. NCBI's taxonomy places the organism in Eukaryota, Metazoa, Arthropoda, Insecta, Diptera, Drosophilidae. The transcript has 3 exons. Bases 891 to 1481 code for a protein of 196 amino acids. The record is from RefSeq and is a predicted model, not a curated record.